Molecule: messenger RNA, 3006 nt
Organism: Rattus rattus (black rat)
Lineage: Eukaryota; Metazoa; Chordata; Mammalia; Rodentia; Muridae
Gene: C6
Product: complement C6
Exons: 17
Coding region: 3-2807 (934 amino acids)
Biological process (GO): immune response
Cellular component (GO): membrane attack complex
Molecular function (GO): protein binding
Source: RefSeq, a predicted model, not a curated record
GCAUGACCAGAUAUCUCCCCUUGUGUUUCAUUUUGCUGAUCAUACUGAUUGACAAGAGUGAAGCCUGUUUCUGUGACCACUACCCAUGGACUCACUGGUCCAGCUGUUCUAAGUCCUGCAAUUCUGGAACCCAGAGCAGACAGAGACAAAUCGUAGUGAACGAUUACUAUCGGGAGAACUCCUGUGAUCAGCUCUGUACCAAGCAGGAGACCAGACAGUGCAACGUGGAGACAUGUCCCAUCAACUGUGUCCUAGGAGACUAUGGAACAUGGUCAGACUGUGACCCUUGUAUUGGAAAACAGGUUAAAGUUAGAUCUGUCCUGCGCCCAAGUCAGUUUGGGGGACAACCAUGCACAGAGCCCCUGGUGACCUUUCAACCAUGUGUCCCAUCUGAGCUCUGCAAAAUUGAAGAGACUGAUUGCAAGAAUAAAUUCCUCUGUGACAGUGGGCGCUGUAUUCCCAGCAAGUUAGAAUGCAAUGGAGAAAAUGACUGUGGAGACAAUUCAGAUGAAAGGAACUGUGGGAGGACAAAGCCAGUAUGCUCACGGACAUACACUCCUAUCCCCAGUGUGCAGCUGAUGGGCGCUGGGUUUCAUUUUCUGGCAGGAGAGCCCAGAGGAGAUGUCCUUGAUAACUCCUUCACUGGAGGAAUAUGUAAAUCCGUUAGGAGCAGCCGAACGAGUAAUCCACACCGCGUUCCAGCCAAUCUGGAAAACGUCAACUUUGAGGUACAAACUAUAGAAGAUGACUUGAAAACAGAUUUCUACAAGGAUUUAGCCACUAUUGGAAAAAAUAAAAAUGAAGACCGUUCAUUGUCUGGUGAGAAGAAAGACUCUUUCCACGUACCGAUUUUUUAUUCCUCAAAGAAAAGUGAAACUUUCCAACGUAACUCGGGCUUCAAAAAAGCCAUUGAAGCCUCCCACAAGAAGGAUUCGAGCUUUGUUAGGAUCCAUAAAGUGAUAAAAGUCUUAAACUUCACCAUGAAAACGACAGACCUGCAGCUUUCAGACGUCUUCCUAAAAGCCCUCGUCCACCUGCCUUUAGAAUACAACUUUGCUUUGUACAGCCGGAUAUUUGAUGACUUCGGGACCCACUAUUUCACCUCAGGCUCCCUUGGGGGCAAGUAUGACCUUCUCUACCAAUUCAGCCGCCAGGAGCUACAGAACUCAGGUUUAACAGAAGAAGAAACUCGAAACUGUGUCCGGUAUGAAACAAAGAAACGCUUCUUAUUUUUUACGAAAACAUACAAGGAAGACCGGUGCACCACAAAUAGGCUGUCUGAAAAGUACAAAGGUUCCUUUUUACAGGGAUCAGAGAAAUCUAUAUCCCUGGUCCAGGGCGGGAGGAGUCAGCAGGCAGCAGCCUUGGCUUGGGAGAAGGGCAGCUCUGGUCCAGAGGCGAAUGUCUUCUCUGAGUGGUUAGAAUCGGUGAAAGAAAACCCUGCUGUGGUUGAUUAUGAGCUUGCUCCAAUCAUCGACUUGGUCAGAAACAUCCCAUGUGCAGUGACAAAACGGAACAACCUCAGGAAAGCCCUUCAAGAAUAUGCAGCCAAGUUUGACCCUUGCCAAUGUGCUCCGUGUCCUAAUAAUGGCCGCCCCAGGCUCUCAGGCACGGAAUGUUUGUGUGUGUGUCAGAGUGGUACCUACGGUGAGAACUGUGAAAAACGGUCCCCAGAUUAUAAAUCGGAUGCAGUGGAUGGGAACUGGGGCUGCUGGUCUUCCUGGAGCGCAUGCAAUGCUGCUUAUAGGAGGUCAAGGAGCCGGGAGUGUAAUAACCCUGAGCCACAGCGAGGAGGGCAGCGCUGUGAGGGCAAGCAUUGGCAAGAAGAAGACUGUACAUUCUCAAUAAUGGAAAAAGUUGGACAACCAUGUAUCAGCGAUGAUGAAGAAAUAAAAGAAGUAGACCUUGCUGAGCCAGAAGCAGAUUCAGGGUGUCCUCAGCCACCUCUCCCAGAAAAUGCAUUUGUCUGGAAUGAAAAGAAACUGUACUCAGUUGGGGAGGAAGUUGAAAUUUCAUGUCUCACUGGAUUCAAAGCUGUUGGAUACCAGUACUUCAGAUGCCUACCAGACAGAACCUGGAGGCAAGGAGAUGUCGAAUGCCAACGGACCGAGUGCCUCAAACCAGUUGUUCAGGAUGUCCUGACCAUCUCCCCAUUUCAGAGUGUGUACAAGAUUGGGGAAUCCAUUGAGCUGACCUGUCCCAGAGGCUUUGUUGUUGCUGGCCCAUCGAGGUAUACAUGCAAGGGAGACUCCUGGACACCUCCCAUUCCAAAUUCACUGAGCUGUGAGAAAGAUAUUCUGACAAAGUCAAAGGGCGUUUGUCAACCGGGACAAAAGCAAUCAGGAUCCGAGUGUGUUUGUAUGUCCCCAGAAGAAGACUGUAGCAGUUAUUCAGAAGAUCUCUGUAUAUUUGAUGAGGGAUCCAGUCAGUACUUCACUUCAUCUGCUUGCAAAUUUUUGGCUGAAAAAUGUUUAAACAGCGACCAGUUCCACUUUGUCCAUGUUGGUUCCUGCCAAGAAGGCCCACAGUUAGAAUGGGGUCUUGAGAGGCUAAAACUCGCAAUGAAGAGCACAAAGAGAGUACCCUGUGGAUAUGAUACCUGCUAUGACUGGGAAAAAUGUUCAGCCCACACCUCCAACUGUGUCUGCCUAUUGCCCCCACGAUGCCCCAAGGAUGAAAACCAACUCCACUGUGUCAAAAUGGGAUCAUCAAUGCGUGGGAAAACAGUAAACAUCUGUACACUGGGAGCCGUGAGGUGUGCAAACAGGAAGGUGGAAAUACUGAACCCUGGGAGGUGCUUGGAUUAGCACUGCUAGUGAUGAAUGAAUUUACUAUUCAAAAACAACGGACAGGAAGUGAGGAAAGUGAAUGGAUGGGAGCAAAGUAUGAUAACACAUAUCUUCAGGAAUGUCAUGAUAAAAACCCAUUACUUUGUAUAAUAACCUAAACAAACUCUUUUUUUUUUAAAAAAACUCAUAUGUAAACUAACAUAGCCAUAAAUUGCUG